This is a messenger RNA of Cladocopium goreaui, 501 nucleotides long. Lineage: Eukaryota; Dinophyceae; Suessiales; Symbiodiniaceae. The record is from the annotation of a GenBank genome assembly.
AUGCGAGUGCUUCUCAUCGACGCCUUGAGCAGCACGAUGGCUAUGGAAAUGCCUGUGAUCCCUUCUUCCUCUACCCCUUCAAGCUCUUCAGGGUUCUUUAGCAUGGUAUACAGAAGGGAGCAUGGCUUGGAUGAGAUUGCAGAAGAAGAGGUUCCUGCGACAGAUGCCAUCGACGAGUCAGAAGAUGAUGGUCAUGUUGAGACCUACAGAGAGAAGGUUGAACGUUAUCAAAACUCAGGAAUGGACGAGAUUUCAGAUGAUGAAUUUUGGCGCUUGAUUCAACAUGGAGUUCCUACAGAAGAGGACGCUGCAGCAUAUCACCGUCAAUACACUGACACGCACCUUGAGAAUAUUAUGAGGGAAACCAAUCGUCUAUUGGAUACUCGUAUGCAAAGGCUGAGAGCUGAGUUCGAAGCAGCAGCCGUGCGCAACAACCAGAUUGCAAUGGACCAGAUUGAGAAUGAAAUGACCAAGUGUGCACACCUCAGGUAUUCUACCUAG